AGUUGGAAGUGCAGUGCUACAGAUUGUCCUGAGUGUGAAUGCUUGGGCUUGGUAGGCUGUGUAACAUCAAAGGCCAUGCAACUGGUUUCUUGCUGAUUUCAUCUUAGUCCAGUUAGUGGGUUUUUGUAGUUGAAUGAUGGCUCUUGGACUUACCUUAAUGGUGCUCUACAUGUUGGCAGUUUGCUAUACUGCUGUAGGACUAAGUGUUGGCUUUGACCUUCCUACAAAAUAUGACCAGCAGAGUGGAUCUGCUGGCAGCAGCUCUUGGCCCAGGGAGUUACAAGUGGCAACAACCACUUGUGGCUCUGAUCAAGGCAAAGGUUCCUACCCCACUGGUUCAAUGCCAGGGUCUUGGCAAGGCCUAACUGGUGUCCAGGGAGUUGGUCCUCAGAAGGGCUACCCUGCUGGCCAGGGGCUUGUAUUGCAGCAAGGCUUCACUGUUGACCAGCAGCCAGGGUCUCAAAAGGGCUUUUCCACUGGCCAGGGCCUACCUGGUGUCCAGCAACUACUGCCUCAAUCUGGCUACCCUGUUAGCCAAGGCCUAGCUGGUGUCCAGCAGCUGGGGUCUCAGCAGAAGGGCUUUUCCACUGGCCAGGGCCCAUCUGGUGUCAAGCAACUAGGACCUCAGCAAGGCCUAUCUGCUCUCCUUCAGCUACCAUGUCAGAAGGGCUUCUCCACUGGCCAGAGCCUACCUGGGGUCCAGCAACUACUGCCUCAACCAGGCUACCCUACUGGCCAAGGUUUAGCUUCUCAGCAAGGCCUAGCUGGUGUCCUGCAGCCAGGGUCUCAGCAGAAGGGCUUCUCCACUGGCCAGAGCCUACCUGGGGUCCAGCAACUACUGCCUCAACCAGGCUACCCUACUGGCCAAGGUUUAGCUUCUCAGCAAGGCCUAGCUGGUGUCCCGCAGCCAGGGUCUCAGCAGAAGGGCUUCUCCACUGGCCAGAGCCUACCUGGGGUCCAGCAACUACUGCCUCAACCAGGCUACCCUACUGGCCAAGGUUUAGCUUCUCAGCAAGGCCUAGCUGGUGUCCCGCAGCCAGGGUCUCAGCAGAAGGGCUUCUCCACUGGCCAGAGCCUACCUGGGGUCCAGCAACUACUGCCUCAACCAGGCUACCCUACUGGCCAAGGUUUAGCUUCUCAGCAAGGCCUAGCUGGUGUCCCGCAGCCAGGGUCUCAGAAGGGCUUUUCCACUGGCCAGGGGCUAGUUUCUCAGCCAGGCCUAACCCCUGUCCAACAGUUCGGAUCUUGGAAUUGCCCCACUGUCUCAAAUCUAGGCUUUUUGCAGAGUUACCCUAGUGUCCAGCCUAGUUUUGUUGGCCGCUAUGCUUCCACAGUAUAUGUGGCCUCUGCUGGGCCAGGGUCUCAGAAGGGAUUCCCCGCUGGCCAGGGCCUACCUGGUGUCCAGCAGCCAGGGUUUCAGAAGGGAUUCCCCGCUAGCCAGGGCCUACCUGGUGUCCAGCAGCCAGGACCUCAACCAGGCUACCCUGCUGGCCAGGGCCUGCCUGGUGUCCAGCAGCCAGGGUUUCAAAAGGGCUUCCCUGUAUACCAGGGCCUGCCAGGUGUCCAGCAGCCAGGGCCUCAACCAGGCUACCCUGCUGGCCAGGGCCUACCAGGUGUCCAGCAGCCAGGGCCUCAACCAGGCUUCCCCGCUGGCCAGGGCCUACCUGGUGUCCAGCAGCCAGGGUUUCAAAAGGGAUUCCCCGCUGGCCAGGGCCUACCUGGUGUCCAGCAGCCAGGACCUCAACCAGGCUACCCUGCUGGCCAGGGCCUGCCUGGUGUCCAGCAGCCAGGGUUUCAAAAGGGUUUCCCUGUAUACCAGGGCCUGCCAGGCGUCCAGCAGCCAGGGCCUCAACCAGGCUACCCCGCUGGCCAGGGCCUGCCUGGUGUCCAGCAGCCAGGGUUUCAAAAGGGUUUCCCUGUAUACCAGGGCCUGCCAGGCGUCCAGCAGCCAGGGCCUCAACCAGGCUACCCCGCUGGCCAGGGCCUACCAGGUGUCCAGCAGCCAGGGCCUCAACCAGGCUACCCCGCUGGCCAGGGCCUACCAGGUGUCCAGCAGCCAGGGUUUCAAAAGGGUUUCCCUGUAUACCAGGGCCUGCCAGGCGUCCAGCAGCCAGGGUUUCAGAAAGGGUUCCCCGCUGGCCAGGGCCUGCCUGGUGUCCAGCAGCCAGGGUUUCAGAAAGGGUUCCCCGCUGGCCAGGGCCUACCUAGUGUCCAGCAGCCAGGGCCUCAACCAGGCUACCCCGCUGGCCAAGACCUAGCUGGUGUCCAGCAGCCAGGGUUUCAAAAGGGAUUCCCCACUGGCCAGGGCCUACCUGGUGUCCAGCAGCCAGGGUUUCAGAAAGGGUUCCCUGCUGGCCAGGGCCUACCUAGUGUCCAGCAGCCAGGGCCUCAACCAAGCUACCCCGCUGGCCAAGACCUAGCUGGUGUCCAGCAGCCAGGGUUUCAAAAGGGAUUCCCCACUGGCCAGGGCCUACCUGGUGUCCAGCAGCCAGGGCCUCAACCAGGCUACCCCGCUGGCCAGGGCCUGCCUGGUGUCCAGCAGCCAGGGUUUCAGAAAGGGUUCCCUGCUAGCCAGGGCCUACCUGGUGUCCAGCAGCCAGGGCCUCAACCAGGCUACCCCGCUGGCCAGGGCCUGCCUGGUGUCCAGCAGCCAGAAUCUCAGAAAAGUCUACCCAGUGUCCAGGGACAAGGGUCUCAGCAGGGCAACUGCAGUACUGGGCCCCUAAACCAAAAAGCUGUGGGGUCUUGGCUAGGCUACCCCAGUGCCCAGGGUCUAGGAUCCCUGCAGAAUUCUGGCACCUCAGGUACCUUGGUUUCUAACAAGGUUCCUGGCUUUGUUCAAGCCUUUGCUCCCCAAGUUGCCUCAGGUCUGGGUAGCAGUGGGUUUGUAAAGCAAGAGUACCGUCUUGGCUCAGCUUCUGCUCAAAAUGCCUUGGUCCCUUAGAAGCAGUCGGUUGCAGCAUUUCAUUCCAGGCAACUAAUCUUCCAGCUGAAUUAAGCUGGAAACUGAACGACUUGACUGCCAUCUCUGCUCUUCAGUCCUUUUGUAGGCUCCCAGAGCCUGGCAGCUUUUUCAUUGACUUGUGUGUUUAGGCUUCAAAUAAACUCAUUUAAUGUGUAA
Brienomyrus brachyistius is the source of this 3121-nucleotide messenger RNA. Its product is annotated as collagen alpha-2(IV) chain-like. Lineage: Eukaryota; Metazoa; Chordata; Actinopteri; Osteoglossiformes; Mormyridae. Bases 134 to 2944 code for a protein of 936 amino acids. The record is from RefSeq and is a predicted model, not a curated record. The transcript is spliced from 4 exons.